GCUAAUGAACCUGACCAUUCUGGGCCCUGGUUCUGCAUGGAGCCUUCACUACAUCAGCCAAUAAUAACGGCCCAAGUCCUAGUGUCUCUCUUCAAUGUGGAAGGAAGCUGAGACGGCCGGGGAGGGGUCUGAGCUGGAACACGGCCUCUGUGUGAUUGUGGACAGCUUCUACAGAUACGCCAAGGGCCCGCCUGGAGCGAAGGCGCUGGACCAGGCGGCUUUCCAGAACCUGCUCAGCAACGAGUUGAGCCAUCAGCUCACGAACACGGAGGUCGAGGCGGCCGUGAUGCGCACGUUUGAGAAGUUAGAUGCCAACAAAGAUCAGAAAAUCUCCUUCGACGAGUACUGGCAACUCAUCGCAUGGAUUUGCCAAGUGAUCCGGCGCCGCAAUUAUAACGAGUAG
Mauremys reevesii (Reeves's turtle) is the source of this 403-nucleotide messenger RNA. RefSeq names its product protein S100-A16-like. Lineage: Eukaryota; Metazoa; Chordata; Testudines; Geoemydidae. Gene Ontology annotation, cellular component: perinuclear region of cytoplasm. Gene Ontology annotation, molecular function: calcium ion binding; transition metal ion binding. The transcript is spliced from 3 exons. The record is from RefSeq and is a predicted model, not a curated record. The coding region runs from base 95 to 403 and encodes 102 amino acids.